UCAGUGUCCUUUCAUCUAUCGGCGGCGGCAGCAGCCUGUGCGGAACGGGAGAAUACUACACUGACACUGAAACUCUCACCAGUGCGGCGGGAGGACAGCUGCAGAGGACCCGGUGUGCUUCAUACAGAGAAAAGAGGUUUCAUUCGCCUGAUAUUUUAAAUCUUUAUGGGACGCGAACACCGCCCUCACUAACAUCUGGAGCUCGCGCUUCAUAGUGAAACUACUCCUUUUCGUGCUCGCGUGAUGUGUGGCAGGGCUAACUUAUGAAGUGACCCGGUGUUAGCAUCUCACCGGUGGAGCCGUCGCUGCUGGGCUGCAGGAACCGGACUCACUUGGAAGCUGGCAGGCAUAGGGGGAGCUAGCGAGCAUGGAUGAGCCCGCCAGCAGGAACAGCAGCCUGCAGAGGAAAAAGCCACCAUGGCUAAAACUGGACAUCCCAACCAUACAGCUGACGCCGGACGACACACUCACCCAGCCAGUAAAACGCCUGCGCAGUGUCAGCAUGCCAGGUGAAAACCCCCAGACACGCAUCGCUGCCUUGGAAACUUCCAACAACUACCUCAGACCUCCUCUGGAGAGAUUGCCCUCCUUUACACAGUCCAUCAAGAGUGAGAAAAGGGUGCGCUUUGAGCGGGUCAACACAGUUCCCCCAAAGGGCAAGAGGGGGCCCAGGAGGGUGUCAACCAUCCGAAGGCGGUCCUGCGUCCCCAAAAUACUGACCCGACGGCGUUCAUCUAUACCCAAACAGAUAAUCAGGGGUACGGCUGACUGGUUUGGGGUGAGCAAAGACAGCGACAGCACCCAGCGAUGGAGGAGGAAGAGCCUGCAGCACUGCAGCCAUCUGUACGGGGGUCUGAAGCCGCAGGUGAUGAGGGAGAUGGAGCUCCACAGCCAGGACAACCUCUCCCUGGCCAGCACUGAGACCCCUCCUCCCCUCUACCUCCCCCCCCACCACCCCAGUCACCACCACUAUGGCAUGCAGAGGAUCGUAGACCCCCUGGCCCGGGGUCGUGCCUUCCGCAUGGUGGAAGAGGUAGACGGCUUCAGUGUCCCGCAAACUCCCAUCACGCCUGGCACCGCCUCCCUCUGCUCCUUUUCCAGCUCCCGCUCCGCCCUCAACCGGUUGCCACGGCGACGCAAGCGGGAGUCUGUCGCAGUCAUGAGUCUCAAGGCUGCAGCAGCGCUAAUGAAGGGUCGGACAUUAGCCGACAGCACCUAUGGGCGACGUCGCAGGCGGAGUUUCAUGCCCCCUAGUUUCUUUGAAGACGACACCGUGGACUUCCCUGAUGAACUCGACACUUCCUUCUUUACCAGAGACGGCCUGCAGGAUGAGUUGUCCAGCUAUGCUGACGAAGUUUUUGAGACGCCAUCGGAGGCCGACCUCAAACAGCUGGACGAGAGCGAGCUCACAGGAAGCGCGCUGGAUAGGAACGAACUGGAGAGGAGUCACCUCAUGCUGCCCUUAGAGCGAGGAUGGCGGAAGGCAAAAGAUGGCUCUCUGGUCCAACCCAAGGUUCGUCUCAAACAGGAAGUGGUGAGCGUCAGCAACCAUCAGCAGCGGGGACAAAGGAUAGUGGUUCCUGUUAAGAAGCUGUUUGCCCGAGAGAAGAGGCCGUACGGCCUUGGCAUGGUCGGUCGUCUCACAAACCGAACGUACCGCAAGCGCAUUGACAGCUUUGUCAAAAGGCAGAUUGAGGACAUGGACGAUAACAGGCCUUUUUUUACCUACUGGAUCACAUGUGUCCAUUUGCUCGUCACCAUUCUGGCUAUCACCAUCUACGGCAUUGCCCCUCUGGGCUUCUCACAACAUGAAACUGUCGACUCUGUGUUGAGGAACAAGGCAGUUUAUGAAAACGUUAAGUUUGUGCAACAACAAAACUUCUGGGUGGGUCCAAGCUCAGAGGCGCUGAUCCACCUGGGAGCCAAGUUUUCCCCGUGCAUGCGUCAAGACCAAGAGAUUCACAAAAUGAUCCAGGAGAAGAGAGCGCGAGAGAGAGAGUCCGGCUGCUGCGUGAGGAAUGAUCGCUCCGGCUGCCUGCAGACUUUACAGGAGGAGUGUUCGAGUACCCUGGCAUUGUGGGUAAAGUGGCCUCAGCACCCCAGUGCUCCCAAUCUGAAUGGUACGCUACGUCAACAUGGUGCCGUCUGUCAUCAGGACCCCAGAAUUUGUCUGGAGCCAGCCUCAGUUUCGCCUCAUGAAUGGCCUGAUGACAUCACCAAGUGGCCGGUUUGUACAAGGUACAACUCUGGGAAACACACCAACCUUCCCCACAUAGACUGCACCAUAACAGGCCGGCCCUGCUGCAUCGGAACCAAAGGACGAUGUGAAAUCACUUCAAGAGAGUACUGUGAUUUCAUGCGUGGCUACUUUCACGAAGAGGCCACUCUCUGCUCACAGGUGGCUUGCAUGGAUGACGUUUGUGGUUUGCUGCCUUUCCUGAACCCGGAGAUCCCAGACCAGUUCUCCCGACUCUGGCUGUCUCUUUUUCUUCAUGCUGGGUUCCUGCACUGCAUGGUGUCAGUGGUUUUCCAGAUGACGGUGCUGAGGGACAUAGAGAAGCUGGCUGGCUGGCUGAGAAUCUCCAUCAUCUACAUGCUCAGCGGCAUCACUGGCAACUUGGCCUCAGCCAUUUUCCUGCCCUACAGAGCGGAGGUGGGUCCUGCAGGCAGUCAGUUCGGCAUCCUGGCCUGUCUGUUUGUGGAGCUGUUUCAGAGCUGGCAGAUCCUCGAGCGACCAUGGCGGGCUUUUGCCAAGCUGCUGGCCAUCUCGGUCUUCUUCUUUUCCUUCGGUUUGCUUCCAUGGAUCGACAACUUCGCCCACAUCUGCGGUUUUGUUUCGGGAUUCUUCCUGUCCUUUGCCUUCCUGCCAUACAUCAGCUUUGGGCAAUCCGACAUGUACCGUAAGCGGGUCCAGAUCUGCGUCUUCCUGCUGGUCUUCCUGGCUCUGCUCUCCGCCCUGGCUGUCCUCUUCUACGUCUACCCUGUGAAGUGUGACUGGUGCGAGUACCUCACCUGCAUCCCGAUCACCGACAAGUUCUGCGAGAAGUACGACCUGAACGCACAUCUCCUCUGAACGGUGGUCAGCCGGACUGUUUCUGGAUGUGUUCUGAUGCUGGACUGGGGCUGCUGUCGAAUAGUCAAAUUAGCUUGGGACGGUUCCUAACAGAGUGAAAUGACCCGGAAGUAGUUAGGUGGCUGCCAUGAUAAGAGCCGUUCGAGUUGUCACUGUAGCUGAUAUCGUAGGAAAUAUUUAAAGGGGUGAUAGAAUGCAAAACUG
Molecule: messenger RNA, 3277 nt
Organism: Sander lucioperca (pikeperch)
Lineage: Eukaryota; Metazoa; Chordata; Actinopteri; Perciformes; Percidae
Gene: rhbdf1b
Product: rhomboid 5 homolog 1b (Drosophila)
Exons: 20
Coding region: 368-3073 (901 amino acids)
Biological process (GO): regulation of epidermal growth factor receptor signaling pathway; regulation of protein secretion
Cellular component (GO): endoplasmic reticulum membrane
Molecular function (GO): serine-type endopeptidase activity
Source: RefSeq, a predicted model, not a curated record